Molecule: messenger RNA, 678 nt
Organism: Rubroshorea leprosula
Lineage: Eukaryota; Viridiplantae; Streptophyta; Magnoliopsida; Malvales; Dipterocarpaceae
Source: the annotation of a GenBank genome assembly
CAUCCCAGCAGAAUCAAAGAGACAAUCAGGUUGAACCAUGGCUUGGAUUACACGAUUCUUAGCUGCGGUGGCUUUCUUAGCCGUCGGAGUGAUUUUCUCGCCGGAGACCUUCGGGUCCAACGGCGAUGGCUCGCUGAAGCUGUCGACCUACUUGAAGCUUGCUCAUCUCCUUAGCUUCUCCACGGCUUGGGGAGCUGCUCUCUGGGUCACCUUCAUUGCCACCACCAUCAUGUUCAAGAAUUUACCAAGGCAUCGGUUUGGAAAUCUGCAAAGCAAGAUGUUUCCAGCCUAUUUCACUAUGUUAGGAAUCUGUUGUUCCAUUUCUAUGGCGUCAUUUGGUUUUCUGCACCCAUGGAAGUCUUCGUAUACAGCUGAAAAGUACCAACUUAGGUUUCUAGCCUCGGCCCUCGCCUUUAAUCUCGCCAAUUUGCUUGUCUUUACACCUAUGACGAUUGAGAUGAUGAAGCAAAAGCACAAGGUGGAGAGAGAAGAGAACAUUGGAGAGGAAAUUGGGUGGUCAAAGGUUAGGGAAGUUGUGAAGGCGAAUCCAAAGCUUGCAGCCAUAAACAAGAAGUUUGGAAUGAUCCAUGGCUUAUCUUCUCUUGCUAAUAUCAUGGCCUUUGGCAGUCUUGCAAUGCACUCAUGGUACUUAGCAGGUAAACUCAAUCUGUAAUUGGA